AUGCUAAAGGGGAGAUCUACCGACGACAUUUUCAAGACUCUAGAGCUGAAUAUGGCAGGAAACAAGAAAUUUGAAGAACCGAAGUUUAUGACUUGGGUGGUCCAAGUGGCCAAGGUCGAAAAGCAGAACCCCGAGGAGAUGAUCUUGUCGAAGUUGAUGACGCAGUACACACCGGACUCGCUGGCUAAAAUGAUCGCGUCGGCCAAGAAAGUCUCGACCACUGAAGGUCUCGCCAUCCUGUUGCAGGCUCAGCAGAGGCGGGUCUGGAUGGAUGCUGGAAAAUCGGGCGAUGAUGUAUUCAAGUUGCUAAAACUGGACGAAACAGGGUCCACGCUUUUCAAGAGGUCGCGGUUCUCUACCUGGACUUCAUACGUCGAUGAUUUCAACAGGAACAAUCCUAACGAUGCCAUCUCGCUGUUCUCGUUGUUGGCAAAGCGAUACAAUGAAGCGACUCUUUCAGAGAUGAUCGAAGCAGCGAAGAAAGUGUCAAGUACGGAAAGUAUUGCGACGAAGUUGCAGAGUCAACAGAACAAGCUAUGGUUGUCAAAGAAGAAAUCGCCCAACGAUGUCUUCAAAUUGCUGAAGCUGAACGAUCCGGAUUUGACGGUUCUCACUGAUCCAAAGCUGAGCGCAUGGACUAGCUAUCUGAACGAGUUCAACCGGGUGAAUCCCGGGAAGGAGACUACCUUGCUUGUAACGCUCACUACUCAUUACACGGAUUUGGGUGUCGCACAGUUACUACAACAGGGGAAGCAGCUUGCCCAAACGAAGAAAAUAUCGAAGGAGUUGCAGACUGCGCAGUUUGCACGGUGGUUCUACGAUGGAAAAACUCAGGAUGAUAUUUUCAACUUACUGCUGCUAAAACAAAACACUUGGCGUACUGAUCCGGAUAAGAUCAUUCUUCAGGAAUACAACAAGUUUUACAAGGAGAUGAUGACAACGCAUUGA
Phytophthora nicotianae INRA-310 is the source of this 948-nucleotide messenger RNA. RefSeq lists its product as hypothetical. Lineage: Eukaryota; Oomycota; Peronosporomycetes; Peronosporales; Peronosporaceae. The record is from RefSeq and is a predicted model, not a curated record. Bases 1 to 948 code for a protein of 315 amino acids. The transcript has a single exon.